UUUUUUUUUUUUUUUUUUCAAAAGCGAUUAGUUACAAAUCCAUCGACUUUUUCUGGUUCUACUGGAGACUUUUCUGGUGUUUGGAGACUGGGACGUGAAAGCACGGAUCGUCCUGCACAGAAGAAGCCAAAGUUGAAUUUUAAGUGAAACCUAAAAUUUGUAUCUGGUGAAGAUCACGUGAUUCCAGCAAACAUGGAUGGAAGACCCACCUGUGACCAGUGUGGGAAGACUUUCACCAACAUGAAAAACCUUAAGAGACACCUACGUGUCCACAGUGGAGAAAGACCAUAUGAAUGUGACCAGUGUGGGAAGACUUUCACCAACAUGAAUAACCUUAAGAGACACCUACGUGUCCACAGCGGAGAAAGACCAUAUGAGUGUGAUGAGUGUGGAAAGAAUUUCAUCACAAUGCAUAACCUUAAGGCACACCUACGCAUCCACAGUGGAGAAAGACCAUAUGACUGUGACCAGUGUGGGAAGACUUUCACCAGAAGAGAUAACCUUAAGACACACCUACGCAUCCACAGUGGAGAAAGAUCAUAUGACUGUGGCCACUGUGGAAAGAAUUUCACCAGAAUGAAUAGCCUUAAGGCACACCUACUAAGCCACAGAGUGGAAAGUCCAUAUGACUGUGACCAGUGUGGGAAGACUUUCACCAACAUGAAAAACCUUAAGAGACACCUACGUGUCCACAGCGGAGAAAGACCAUAUGACUGUGACCAGUGUGGGAAGACUUUUACCAGAAGAGAUAACCUUAAGACACACCUACGCGUCCACAGUGGCGAAAAACCGUAUGCCUGUGACCAGUGUGGGAAGACUUUCACCCAACUGUCUGCCCUUAAGACACACCUACGUAUCCACAGUGGCGAAAGACCAUAUGGCUGUGACCAGUGUGGGAAGACUUUCACCCACAUGAAUAACCUUAAGAUACAUCUACGUAUUCACAGCAGAGAAAGACCAUAUGACUGUGGUCAGUGUGGGAAGACUUUCACCAACAUGAGUAGCCUUAAGAGACACCUACACACUCACAGUGGAGAAAGACCAUAUGGCUGUUACCAGUGUGGGAAGACUUUUGCAAGAAUGAGUCAACUUAAAACCCACCUACACAUCCACAGAGGAGAAUGAUCAUAAAACUGUGACCAGUGGGAGAAGGCUUUCAGAGCUUUGUCGGCGUUAUUUUCUCACCAUUGU
Molecule: messenger RNA, 1191 nt
Organism: Sphaeramia orbicularis (orbiculate cardinalfish)
Lineage: Eukaryota; Metazoa; Chordata; Actinopteri; Kurtiformes; Apogonidae
Product: zinc finger protein 678-like
Exons: 3
Coding region: 193-1125 (310 amino acids)
Biological process (GO): regulation of transcription by RNA polymerase II
Cellular component (GO): PcG protein complex; transcription regulator complex; chromatin
Molecular function (GO): RNA polymerase II cis-regulatory region sequence-specific DNA binding; DNA-binding transcription factor activity, RNA polymerase II-specific
Source: RefSeq, a predicted model, not a curated record